AUGCAGGAUGAUAUCGAGAUGAUCAUGAUGGGAGAAUUGAAAUUCUUCCUGGGAAUCCAAAUCAAUCAAGACAUGGAUGGAACUUAUGUUCAUAAGUCCAAAUACACAAAGGAGCUUCCAAAGAAAUUUAUUCUUGAAGACUACAAGAUUAUAGCAACUCAUAUGCAUCCAACUUGCAGUCUGAACAAGGAACAAACUAGCUCCAAGGUGGAUCAUAAGAUAUACAGAGGUAUGAUCGGUUUUUUGCUUUACCUCACAGCUUCUAAGUAUGAUAUAUUAUUCAGCGUGUGUCUGUGUGCAAGGUUUCAAUCAGAUCCUAGAGAAACUUAUUUAGUUGUUGUUAAAACAAUAUUUAGGUAUCUGAAAGGAACAUCAAAUCUAGAACUUCUUUACAACAAAUCCCUAGAUUAUAAGUUUAUUGGAUUCUAUGAUGCUGACUAUGUUGGGGAUAGAAUUGAGAGAAAAUCCACUAGUGGAAACUGUCAAUUCAUAGGUGAAAACCUAAUAUCCUGGGCUAGUAAGAGACAAUAA
This is a messenger RNA of Lathyrus oleraceus (garden pea), 531 nucleotides long. RefSeq lists its product as uncharacterized. The transcript has a single exon. Lineage: Eukaryota; Viridiplantae; Streptophyta; Magnoliopsida; Fabales; Fabaceae. The coding region runs from base 1 to 531 and encodes 176 amino acids. The record is from RefSeq and is a predicted model, not a curated record.